Messenger RNA from Panicum hallii, 2516 nucleotides. RefSeq names its product probable potassium transporter 17. The transcript is spliced from 8 exons. Gene Ontology annotation, molecular function: potassium ion transmembrane transporter activity. Gene Ontology annotation, biological process: potassium ion transmembrane transport. Gene Ontology annotation, cellular component: membrane. NCBI's taxonomy places the organism in Eukaryota, Viridiplantae, Streptophyta, Magnoliopsida, Poales, Poaceae. The record is from RefSeq and is a predicted model, not a curated record. The coding region runs from base 387 to 2300 and encodes 637 amino acids.
CCACGCGCCGUCGCGCGCCCGUGCGAUGGUCUGUAGCACUCGGCCGGCGCCCUUGUGUUUCGGCUCCGCCCCCUGGCGCGGCGCGCGGCGCUCUCCUCCGCUCCAUCCAUCUAGCUGCCGGACAUGAUGAGGACCGGGGCCCACGCGGAUCUCGAGGCGGGCCACGUCAGCUCCCCGCGCGGCGGCGCGUCAGCGGCCUCGGCCCCGGCCACGGCCGGUCAGGAGCAGGCGGAGGCGCAGGUCAGUGCGCCCGCGAAAACCUCGCCCGCCUUCUUUCCAUCAUCUCUGACGGUGGCAGUUUCCGCAAAGAUCUAUUCCUUGCUUACAAGACUCUCGGUGUUGUGUUCGGUGGCCUCGUCACAUCUCCCCUUUAUGUUUAUCCCUCAAUGAACUUGGCAUCUCCCACAAAAGAUGACUACAUGGGGUUAUACAGCAUAAUGUUUUGGACUCUUACUUUGAUUGGUGUCGUCAAGUAUGCAGGCAUAGCACUCAAUGCCGACGAUCAUGGUGAAGGUGGUACAUUUGCCAUGUAUUCUCUGUUGUGCAGGCAUGCCGAUAUAGGCAUACUUCCUUCCAAAAAGUUUUAUUCAGAAGAAGAGCCUCUGAUUCACAAUCAGUCUGCAGUAGAUAGAAGGCCUAGUUGGCUAGGGAAGUUCUUUGAGCGAAGCAUAACAGCUAGAAGAGUACUUUUGUUCAUGGCGAUACUGGGGAUGUGCAUGCUCAUUGGGGAUGGCAUACUCACUCCUGCUAUUUCAGUAUUAUCAGCCAUCGAUGGACUAAGAGGGCCAUUUCCUUCUGUCAGCAAGCCUGCAGUGGAAGCCCUAUCUGCUGCGAUUCUUAUCGGCUUAUUCUUGCUGCAAAAGUUUGGGACUUCAAAAGUGAGCUUUCUGUUUUCACCGAUCAUGGCAGCAUGGACUUUCACCACUCCGAUCAUCGGCGUGUAUAGCAUAGUUCGUUACUAUCCUGGUAUCUUCAAAGCAAUUUCGCCUCAUUACAUUGUCCACUUCUUCCUGAGAAAUAAAAAGGAAGGGUGGCGCAUGCUCGGUGGAACUGUUCUAUGCAUCACAGGUGCUGAAGCUAUGUUUGCAGACCUUGGCCACUUCAGCAAGAAGGGUAUUCAGAUUGCAUUUCUGUUUAGCAUAUAUCCUUCUCUGGUCCUUACAUAUGCUGGGCAAACAGCGUACCUGAUCAACAAUGUCAAUGACUUCAGUGAUGGGUUCUACAAAUUUGUCCCUCGCCCUGUUUACUGGCCCAUGUUCGUCAUCGCGACGCUGGCAGCAAUUGUCGCAAGCCAAUCCUUGAUAUCUGCAACAUUUUCAGUCAUCAAGCAGUCGGUUGUCCUGGACUGCUUCCCACGCGUUAAGGUGGUGCACACGUCUCAGCACAAAGAAGGGGAGGUUUACUCCCCAGAAACCAAUUACAUCCUCAUGGUACUGUGCGUCGGCGUCGUACUAGGCUUCGGAGCUGGAAAUUCGAUCGGCAACGCAUUCGGUGUUGUGGUGAUCAUGGUCAUGCUCAUAACCACAAUCAUGCUCACUCUGGUGAUGAUCAUCAUAUGGAGAACACCCCCUGCUCUUGUCGCGCUGUACUUCAUCCCCUUCUUCAUCAUGGAAGGGGCCUACGUCAGCGCCGUCUUCACCAAGAUCCCUGAAGGCGGCUGGCUCCCGUUCGCGGUGUCCAUGAUCCUGGCGCUGAUCAUGUUCGGCUGGUACUACGGCAGGCAACGGAAGACGGAGUACGAGAUGGCGAACAAGGUGACCGUUGAGCGCCUCGCCGAGCUCCUGGCCAGGCCGGAGGUCCAGAGGGUCCCCGGGCUGUGCUUCUUCUACAGCAACAUCCAGGACGGGCUCACCCCGGUCCUUGCUCACUACAUCAAGAACAUGAGCUCGCUGCACGCGGCCACGGUCUUCGUCACCCUGCGGUUCCUGCUGGUGGCCAAGGUGGACGAGCGGGAGAGGAUCCUCGUCCGGAGGCUGGGGCCCGGUGGGGUGUACGCUUGCACGGUCCAGUACGGGUACGCCGACAGCCUCCGCGGCGACGACCUCGCCGCGCAGGUGACGAGCCGCCUGCGGCGGCACGUCGAGGCGGAUGAGGCCGCGCGGCUGGAGGCGGCGUGGAGGGCCGGCGUGGUGCACGUGCGGGGCAAGAUGAGGUUCUACGUGGGCGAGGACGCCGGGUGGUUCGACAAGGUCAUGCUCGGGUUCUACGAGUUCCUGCACGGCAUCUGCCGCUCCGCGCUGCCGGCGCUCGGGACGCCGCUGCAGCAGCGGGUCGAGAUCGGCAUGCUGUACAAGGUCUGAUCUGAUCGGCCCGGUUAAACCACUUAUCAGUGCCCAUCGAUGGAGUGGGCACUAUAGUUAAAAGAGGAGUGUAUGCAAGAUCAUAAUGAUUCAAUUAUUGUGCCCGUGGAUGGCAUGCAGUAGCGUAUAGAAGAUUAGAAGUAGUUCAAACAUGAAAACGUAGUAAAAUUUGAAGUGGCAAUGGAAGGGCAGGAAUCUGAUCUUGGACAGGGUUUA